Emericellopsis cladophorae is the source of this 2325-nucleotide messenger RNA. RefSeq lists its product as uncharacterized. Lineage: Eukaryota; Fungi; Ascomycota; Sordariomycetes; Hypocreales; Bionectriaceae. The transcript has a single exon. The record is from RefSeq and is a predicted model, not a curated record. Bases 1 to 2325 code for a protein of 774 amino acids.
AUGGACCUCGACGAGUUCUCCGACGAUGGGUUCGACGACCUGCCGGAUAAUGCCCUCCAAGAACUCGAGAAUAACGCAAUAAGCUUCACCCAAGCACACCAGCACACCCAGCACCAAGAGCGCCUCCCACCCGCCCGACAGCAACCACAGAGGGCAUUCUCCAACUAUGGCUGGGAUGAAGAUGACGACCUCGACACUUCGGAGGUCAUCAAUCCCGCCGGCGCUCCCUUGGGACGCCCGCUGGUUGACAAUAGUCUGCUCAAGCAGCCCCAGCAACCGCCCGCUCAAAGGCCGCCGAUACCACCGAAUCCGAAUUGGAACCCGAUGAUCAAUCCAGACAGCCGUGUAACUACUUCAGUAGCAGCAAGAUCACAAUAUGCUCCCCAGCAAACGGCGGGUAUUGGGCGUCCCCAAGCCAGCCAAUUCACGAAGCCUACUCUGCCAUCGCAUCGCUUUGGGCCGUCCCAGGGUUCGCAGCAGCCGUCGAAUCUCAACGAGAAUGUCUUCUCAGCAUUACAGCAACGUGUCAGAGCCCUCGAGGGUGAGCUCAACGCUGCCAAGGGCGAGAUCUCCAUUAUACGUGCCAAUUCAACGAAAGCCGACCAGGAACACAGCGCAGAAGUGAUCAGGUUGCGGCGCACCAACGCGGAACAUAUUGCUCGUCAAGAAAAAAUGAUCGAGGCCGCCGUGGCCGCUGAGAAGACGGCUAGUACCGAGCUGCAGUUCUUGCAGCAAGACAUGCGUGAUGCCACGCACCGGCCCAAGAGGAGAGAGACGUCCAGAACCAGGCGGGACUCGGAGGCAACGACGCCGAAGAAAUCGACCAAGGCAUGGAACGUAGCUGAUGGCUUCGAUGGCAUGGAGAUUGCGAGUCCCAGCAAAGGCCAGGGGCGCGGCCGUGGGGGAGCCGGGUCUGUCGCUGUCCAUGUUGGAGAACGGACACCGAGCAAGAAUAAGAGGAAGCGACCUACCAUGGAUAGUCCUGUGACGGCGCUGGAAACACAUACUGAUGACAUUUUUAUGGUGGACAGACCGGCUGCCGCCCAGUCGGUGCCUCCAGCAGCUGCCGUAGCGGCCAUGGCACCCGCACCGCUCUUCGAGUUCCUCCAGCUCGUGCUCGACCACGCCUCGUUUCAUUGGGAACCGCCGACGUUUGAUCUCCUGGCGCGAUAUUCCUUCCCAUCCGACCCAGAUGUGUCUAUGGCGACCCACAUCUUCCAGACCUUGCCGAUGAUGGGACACCCGCAGCGCCCGAUGCAACUCUUGGUGGACUUUGCUGAGCAUGUCGUGGGCCUCUGGAACAGAGCCUUUAAUGAAGAGUUGUGGCAGCCCAUCAAGUACCUGGUGGCACUUGUGACAUUCACGCUCCAGCUGCAUACGACGUACGUUGCGCCCCUCAUCGUGACCAAUCUUGCCAAUGUUGUGCAAGUUACCAUACGGAAGCUAGCAGAAGGACGACACCGGUUGCCUGAUGGGGAUCUGUCGAACAGCGACGAGUACCGGUAUCUGGAGCAAGACAUUGAUACGACGGACUUGAUGAGCCUACUCUAUGCCUGUUCGCUGGCUUGCGUCACCACGAUUAUGGAAACCGACCACGGUACUGAACUGAAGAUUCUCGAUUUUUGGCGGCUCAUGUCGCUGGACUUUGUGACUCUCCUUCUGACACCAAAGCAGAAGACGGACGACAUUAUUGGCAUGCUGGAGAUGCUGGCCACGUCCUCUUUGCCCGACUCGCUAGGCCCUAUACUAGACGACAAGGAGCCAGCGUUUGUCGCUCGUCUCGUUAUCGAGCGUGUGAGCGCAAAGCUGGUGGAGGUCCCUCUAUCAGCCACGACGGAGGCUGAGAAGCGCUGCAUUCGAGUCUCUGCAUUAAAGUGCCUGCUCACAUUUGCCCGAUACCCGUUCGGCGCCCAGCAGCUCGCCGCACACGACAACGCUCUGCCCCGAACGGUCACUUGCCUCAGCGCCGCGAUCGACUCGCUCUACGACAUUUCCAUCCCCUCGCAUGCCCUGCCUCAGGAUUCCGAUGCACCGCCGGACAUGGCAUCUCCUGCUGUCGUGCUGUAUCGCAUCAUAUCGCAAUGCGUGCUGUUGCUGCAUACUCUAAUUACGGACACGCCCGACAUUGCCCAGAAAUUGGGAGUUGCCUACGGAUGCAGUCAGCGGUACCUCAUCGCUUUGGGGAGACUGACCUUUGCCGAGGAGGAUCUGGUCAUGGAGGCGGGCAUCGAGGGGUGGGUUGUCGAGAUGGCCCACGAGUUGCUGGAGAUGGCCGUUACGCCCGAUGAAGGCGAGACUGUGAGCCAGGUAUUUGGCGGUCUUUGA